Ixodes scapularis (black-legged tick) is the source of this 1313-nucleotide messenger RNA. RefSeq names its product prohibitin-2 (gene Phb2). Gene Ontology annotation, biological process: mitochondrion organization. The record is from RefSeq and is a predicted model, not a curated record. Gene Ontology annotation, cellular component: mitochondrion; membrane. The transcript has a single exon. The coding region runs from base 155 to 1057 and encodes 300 amino acids. Lineage: Eukaryota; Metazoa; Arthropoda; Arachnida; Ixodida; Ixodidae.
AUUGAACUCUCACCGUAGCAACAGGCCCAAGCGUCGUUGUCGGUCGCACACGUGAGUUUUUCGUUUCGCUCCUCUCGUUAGGACUAGAUUUUCUCAAACAUCAUCGUUAAACGCGUGUUGCAUCAGACAGUUUGCAAAUUCGGAUCCCGUCAACAUGGCCCAGCAGUUCAAAGACAUGGCCAGCAAGCUAGGCAAAGGCGGCAGCCCCAAGGGGCUAGGCCUAGGCAUCAAACUGGUCGCGGCCGCUGCCGGCCUUGGCUACGCGGUCACCCAAUCCGUCUUCACCGUGGACGGUGGCCACCGGGCAAUUAUCUUCAACCGCAUCGGCGGCAUCCAAAAGGACGUCUUCGCCGAGGGCUUACACUUCCGAAUCCCGUGGAUCCAGUACCCCAUCAUCUACGACAUCAGGUCCCGGCCGAGGAAGAUUUCGUCCCCCACGGGUAGCAAGGACCUUCAGAUGGUCAACAUCUCGCUCCGUGUCUUGGCCCGCCCGGACGCGAUCAUGCUUCCAACAGUCUACCGCAUGCUGGGCACCGAUUACGACGAGCGGGUGCUGCCGUCCAUCUGCAACGAAGUCCUGAAGAGCGUCGUGGCCAAGUUCAACGCGUCGCAGCUCAUCACGCAGCGCCAGCAGGUGUCUCUCCUUGUCCGUAGGGAGUUGACAGAGCGCGCCCGUGACUUCAACAUCAUCCUGGACGAUGUGUCCAUCACUGAGCUCAGUUUUGGCAAGGAGUACGCGGCAGCCGUGGAGGCUAAGCAGGUCGCUCAGCAAGAGGCUCAGCGCGCCAUGUUCACCGUGGAGCAAGCGGUCCAGGAAAGGCAGCAGAAGAUCGUUCAUUCAGAGGGUGAGGCCCAGGCAGCCAAGAUGCUGGGGGAGGCCAUCUCCAAGAAUCCGGGGUACCUCAAGCUCCGCAAGAUCAGGGCGGCUCAAAACAUCGCCAGGACGAUCGCGGCCUCCCAGAACAGGGUCUACCUGAACGCCAACUCACUGAUGCUGAACAUUGCUGACAAAGAGUUCGACAUUACCGGUAUCUCGCAUUCGCAAUACAAGAAGUAGGCUUUGGGGGCAACGUCUUUGGGAUACAAAGAGAGUGUAGUUAGAUGUUGCCUUUAAAGUUGAACAGACGGAUGCAUGGAGCCCCUUUUGAUAUGUCUUUGUUGUACCAUACCAGUUCUAGGAGGUGUUGUCGCUAAUGGUCCAAAUGCGCUGAAGAGCACACGUUGAAGGGUGGACAGGUGGGAAUAGUGGAAACUGUGGUACAUUUCCCAUUUAUCAGUUAGCAUUGUUACAAUAAACAUUUUCUCUAUUAUAA